AAAGCCGGCAAUGCUUGCAUCAGUACCAGUUCCUAAUCUUCCUGCCCUGGCUGGUGACCCACAAUGCCAAACAACCCCAGCACUGUCAUGGAUCUACUUACCUCCCAACAGUCCCUCUGGAUCUUCGGAUAUGGUUCUCUGGUAUGGAAGCCGAACUUCGAAUUUACCUCCAGCAAAGUGGGCUUCGUCCCAGGCUACAGCCGCAAGUUCUGGCAAGGGGACACCUUCCACAGAGGCAGCCCACAAAUGCCUGGCCGCGUCGUGACCUUGCAAGAAGAUUAUUCGGAGUGCACGUGGGGCAUAGCCUAUGAGGUGCGUGGCAAGCAGAUUGAGUUGUCCCUUGAGCACCUGGAUGUACGAGAGUCUGUGCUUGGAGGCUACAUCACUAAACUGGUCAAGUUCUACCCCCAGGACGAGGGAGAGGAAGGAGCAGUGCUGGCGCUGGUUUAUAUAGCCACACCUCAAAACCCCCGUUACCUGGGUCCAGCCUCUGAAGAGGAGAUUGCAGCCCAAAUUGUAGCAUGCAGCGGGUGUGCCGGACACAACAUUGAGUAUCUCCUGCGCUUGGCAGAGUUCAUGCACAACUGCUGCCCUAAUGCGGAGGACAAACAUCUGUUCUCUAUAGAAGAGGCACUCGUAGCCUGUCUGUCCUCUGCUAAAAUGCAAAUCCUGGACAAAAGAGUUCUUCUGAGGUCUUCAUGACUACAUAGACACCUCAAAACCUUUUGUUUCCUCUUGUACCUAUAAAGGACCUGUUUGUGAUCCACAUUAGACAAUCACUGACUUUCCAGGAUAAUAAUCACUACUCCGGAAUCUCGGAUACUCAUCCGACACUCUAUUCAAGUCACAAUGUUUACAAAUAUUUCUCCUCAUAAUUAAGAGGGGAGGGGGUUGGGUGUCUAUCAAGAGGUUUUCCCAUCAUGUUCUUGUCUAAGUGUCCUUCAGCUCCACUCGGUACCAAGUGAUGUCCAAUGAAAGAAUACUGCCUGGGAGAAGGGUAUUUGGUGGGGGGGGGAGCUGUUUCUGUCUGUCUUUAUCUUUGUGACUCUUUAGUAUUUGUGUUGUUUGGUCCAGCUGAGCAGGCCUUUGCUGGAAGUCCUGUAUAUACUAAAUCUACCUCUGUUAUUUAAGGGGUGAAAGCAAAUAAGUAGCAACUAAAGGUGGAAGUCUUGUAUAUACUAAAUCUACCUCUGUUAUUUAAGGGGUGAAAGCAAAUAAGUAGCAUAUAGUAAAUAUAGAGGUCGUAAUCUGAAUGUCCCAUGCUGCAUGCCAAACGUUUUUUUCGCCAUAAUAGUGUAUUAUCAGUUUCAACAUUUUGCUCUAGUUGUAGUAACCCUUAUGUGGGUAGCAUAUACUGGUCUCAUUGGUUUCCAUAGGUUACAAGUUCUGGGGCAAACUGUGCUUGGUAUUAUAUUACCUUUGUGGUAGUGGUAUGACGUCUCCAUAAACUGGAUUGAGCAGCAUGUGAGCUUCAGCAUUUCAGCAGUGAGACCCUGCGCAUCAUUAGUUUCAAUCUGAUUGGUUCUUAAGCCGCAGGAUGUCAGCGGAGCCUCUCAGUGAAAUGCAGGUACUGGAACCUGUCUGACUCCGGCUUAGCUAAAUGUACUGCUAAUGGGUACUGAUUAUAUACUCCACCCGUGAGUUCACAUCCGCCCCAUGUCACUCACAUUCUGUUAUUAUUGUGAGCUCUAACAGUGGUGUGGAUGACAUGUAUCUGAGCUGCUGUGUGGGUAGGAACAAUAUUAAUUGAUUUAAAGGGGAAAAUCACCUUUGUAGUAACACUUAUAGUUGUGCAUCUAUACAUCUGGUCUUCAUUCCCCCUCCAAAGUCAAAAUGAAAAUGCCCUCUGGUAUCUAGAGUGUGUGACCCCUGCAACCAAAUGCUAGACUGAUGGAGAGGAUAGAUUGAUUUUUUUAUUGGCGCUAUUAUUUAUUACUUAUAUUUUUAUUCAGGAACUCCGCUAUUUACCCUUCAUUCAGUCAAGUGCCUGGUUGCUUGGGCAGGGAGCUAUAGCUAAAACAAAUGCUUACCAGAAAAUGUAAAUGUCAGCAAAUUAUACUUAAAGUGAAUCUAAAGGUGAAAUCCUCUUUUUAUCAAUGUGUUUAUAUGUCCUUUGGCAGAUGGAUAAUACUGUUAUUGCCCCCCCCCCCUGGUGUCACAUGAUAGGUGCCAGUAGCUCUAAUAUGUAGAUCCUGGUUAAUAUAAGGACAGUAAGGGAUAUUUGUGCUGCUAAGAUUCCUUUCUGUCAUUUUGGCAGAGACGGGUCUAAUAAACUGAUUAGUGAAAUGGGCAACGUGCAAUAGUGAGUAGUGGAGCAAUGAACAUGCUUGUAUUUUAUUAUAAUUGUAUUUGGUUGCAGUGGAAAAAAAUGCCAAUUUGUUAUAGUUUCUGGUUGCCAUUUCACAGUAUACAAACAAACCCCCCCCCCCCCCCCAAAAUAAAACACUAUUAUUUAUUUUACAUUCCUUUGAAGAGCAACCUUCUCUGCCUGAACUAUACAAAUGCCUUAUACACUGUAAGCCAAAUAAAUGUAUUAAACAACUGUUUUUAAGUUUGCUAAAUUGUUCUAGUUAAAAAUCAUGGAAAUCUGCUCCCUACUGCUUAUGAGUACUGUAUAUUCUGUACACUGUAUUUUUUUUUAUACAAACCCAGCAAUAAACUGAUUUAUAUAUAAA
Molecule: messenger RNA, 2675 nt
Organism: Xenopus tropicalis (tropical clawed frog)
Lineage: Eukaryota; Metazoa; Chordata; Amphibia; Anura; Pipidae
Gene: chac1
Product: ChaC glutathione-specific gamma-glutamylcyclotransferase 1
Exons: 3
Coding region: 64-702 (212 amino acids)
Biological process (GO): glutathione catabolic process; glutathione metabolic process
Cellular component (GO): Golgi apparatus; cytosol
Molecular function (GO): glutathione specific gamma-glutamylcyclotransferase activity; gamma-glutamylcyclotransferase activity
Source: RefSeq, a predicted model, not a curated record